Strongylus vulgaris is the source of this 564-nucleotide messenger RNA. Lineage: Eukaryota; Metazoa; Nematoda; Chromadorea; Rhabditida; Strongylidae. The record is from the annotation of a GenBank genome assembly.
AUGAAUGAGUUGAAAUUUGACAUCGCACAAGUAAAAUUUGGUAUUUUCCAUGAAAAAGUUUUUUUAAACUUUAGUUUCGCCUUUUUGGGGGCCAAGACAAUCUCGGCAGAAUGCGACGAGCCCGUACUUCAGGAGAAAGUUAUCCACUCAGCCACCCAAUGUGCAUUUGCGACAUCACAACUGGUCGCUUGCGCCCGAGUUGUCGCACCGACCAUCGAAAGCAAUGCUUGCCAAGAACAGCUUACAAAUGCGGCUAAGCAGGUAGCGUUUGAGUAAUGCGACGAGCCCGUACUUCAAGAGAAAGUUAUCCACUCAGCCACCCAAUGUGCAUUUGCGACAUCGCAACUGGUCGCUUGCGCCCGAGUUGUCGCACCGACCAUCGAAAGCAAUGCUUGCCAAGAACAGCUUACCAAUGCGGCUAAGCAGGUAUCGCAUGCUGUCACUGAGCUUUUGCACGAUGCAGAGUUUGCCUGUGAAAGGCAUCAUACAGAUGGUCGACAAGCUCUUGGAGAUAUUCAUGAGGCAGCCAGACAGGUAAAUUACCUUGAAAAUGUGAUUAUUUGA